Molecule: messenger RNA, 2664 nt
Organism: Lutra lutra (Eurasian river otter)
Lineage: Eukaryota; Metazoa; Chordata; Mammalia; Carnivora; Mustelidae
Product: B-lymphocyte antigen CD20
Exons: 7
Coding region: 152-1045 (297 amino acids)
Biological process (GO): cell surface receptor signaling pathway
Cellular component (GO): external side of plasma membrane; plasma membrane
Source: RefSeq, a predicted model, not a curated record
UCACCUGGUAUCUAUGAGAGGCCCCAGACCUGCCUUAUGUCACUCACCCCUGUGUACGUGAGACACCAGCAGUGGAAGUGAACUCAGCAGCAAGCAUCUGAAUCAGCCACACGCCCCAAGGCCUUGGACACUCAGGAAUUCUGAGGGUGAAAUGACAACAUCCAGAAAUUCAAUGAGUGGAACUUUCCAAGCAGAUCCUAUGAAAGGCCCUACUGCCAUGCAUCCUGUUCAAAAAAUAAUUCCCAAAAGGAUGACUUCAGUGGUGGGCCCUACACAAAACUUCUUCAUGAGGGAAUCUAAAACACUGGGGGCUGUCCAGAUUAUGAAUGGGCUCUUCCACCUUGCCCUAGGAGGUCUCUUGAUGAUUCACACAGAUGUCUAUGCACCUAUCUGUAUAACUUUGUGGUACCCUUUCUGGGGAGGCAUUAUGUAUAUCAUUUCUGGAUCACUCCUGGCUGCAGCGGACAAAAACCCCAGGCAGAGUUUGGCCAAAGGGAAAAUGAUAAUGAACUCAUUGAGCCUCUUUGCUGCUAUUUCUGGAAUAAUCUUUUUGAUAAUGGACAUAUUUAAUAUUACCAUUUCCCACUUUUUUAAAAUGGAGAAUUUGAAUCUUGCUAAAAUUUCCAUGCCAUAUAUUAACAUACACAACUGUGAACCAGCUAAUCCUGCUGACAAAAACUCUCUUUCUAUACAAUAUUGUGACAGCAUACGAUCUGUUUUCUUGGGCAUUUUUGCCGUGAUGGUGAUCUUUACCUUCUUCCAGAAACUUGUGACAGCUGGCAUUGUUGAGAAUGAAUGGAAAAACCUGUGCUCCAAACCUAAAUCUGAUGUAGUUGUCCUGUUAGCUGCUGAAGAAAAAAAAGAACAGCCAAUUGAAACAACAGAAGACAUGGUGGAGCUGACCGAAGUAUCUUCCCAACCAAAGAAUGAAGAAGAGAUUGAAAUUAUUCCUGUCCAAGAAGAAGAAGAGGAAAUGGAAAUAAACUUUCAAGAACUUCCCCAGGACCAGGAACCUUCACCAAUAGAAAAUGACAGCAUUCCUUAAAUGAUUUUUUUUUCUUUCUGUUUGCUUUUCUUAGCAUUAGAAACUAGUGUUCAUAGCUUCCAAGAGACAUAUCCACCCCUAUUUCCUGAGGCCUUCUGCAAGUAUCCUCCAUCUGUCUCUCUGGCCUUUGCAUGGAAUGACCACAGCUCACUCACACUCGCACUCUCUCUCUCUCUCUCAUGCAGAAAAUGCAGCCAUUGCAGGCGACUGUGCCGGCAUGUUUCCUGUUUGGGGCAGCUUACUUACAUUACAACAAGGCAGGCUAAGUGUUAUAUACCACAUGAUUUCUCACUAGCCUUUUCCUUGGAUAAGGCUUUGUAGUAGUGGUCAGUGUGGUAAUUCCAUCUCUGCCCCUAAUGAGAAAGAUAAAUGUGGGCUCCAGGCAAUCCUGAAACUAUUUUUAAUUCCUUCCACAUCUACCUAUUUUGUGGAGUCUCUUUUACUCUUAAGGAAAGCAAAAAAUAGUAAUAAUGAGGGGCAUUAAGGAUCUUUUCUAUCUUUCUAUGGGGCUGACACUGUGUCCACUGCUCUUAGAGCGUCCACACCCCAUCAGGGAAGCUCUAAGUGGCCCAAACCCAACCCCUUCUUUGUACAAACAGCACAGCUUAUAAAUGGACGUGUCUGUAUCUAUCUUAACUUUUCCUAACUCCUGUUCUAGGCUCCUGGUUGCACUGUCUACCUACCUGUUCUAGGCUCUUGGUUGCACUACCUUCAGCCUAUAGGUGAGAGAAGAAAGAAUCAAAGAAAAUGUCAUAACGAGUACCCAAAUCUUAAAUGAUAAUCAAUAGUAGUAUUUCUAAAGUAAUUUCUAGUUCACAAAGUAGGUUAUCAAAUAAUUACAUUUGAUAUUCCAUAAUCAAGGGAAAAAAGGCCCUAUCCAUAUUUUACAAAUAAUUCAAAAAAGCUAAUUUAUAAAAAAGCAAAAGUAAUUUGUCAGUGAUCACAGCUAGUUUUGAGAGCCUUCUUUCAUACUCAGAUCUUCUCACUCAAAUCCUACGAUGUUGGAAAUAAGCAAACUGCCUACAUAAACUACUUGAGCAAAGUCAACAGGUUUUAAUGAGCACCUGCUCUCUACCAGCACGAAAUAAGUGUUGAGAGAGACACAGAGUCAGGAAUCCAGUCUUACUCCUUGGGGAUAAAAAGACUUAGAUAUUCACAAUAUUUGGGAAACUACUUACAUCAUUUAUAUAUACUUAGCUGUUAGUAAGUAAUCUUACAUAAUGCAGACACUAAGUGCUACGGACAUUCUCAAAAAAGAAGAUCAUGCUUGAAAAUAAUAUAAUCAGUUAUGAUGCCAAAUCUUAGGCAAUAGCCAUCCCACUUCUCAAUUCCUGUUUAUAUUCAGACAUACUAGUGCCCUACAUAGAAAGAAUGUUACCAUAAUCUAUCACUUACAUUUGAGCAUUUUCUAUAUGUUAAGCGCUGCCAGAUUCUGGCAGAUACAAAGACAAAGUAAUUUCCACUCCUUGUGAUAUUUUUACUUUUUUUAGGGACCACCAAUAGAAGGUAUUUACUGUGAUUAGAAAAAAAAAAAAGGAGAUGAGACAUUUCUCUGUCUAUGGAAAGUCCUCAAAAUUAGCUUUAAAUAAAUGAAACUAUAUUAGUGUUCUUGUCUGAAA